This is a messenger RNA of Aspergillus sclerotioniger CBS 115572, 866 nucleotides long. RefSeq lists its product as uncharacterized. The record is from RefSeq and is a predicted model, not a curated record. The coding region runs from base 185 to 634 and encodes 149 amino acids. NCBI's taxonomy places the organism in Eukaryota, Fungi, Ascomycota, Eurotiomycetes, Eurotiales, Aspergillaceae. The transcript is spliced from 3 exons.
UUUCGCCAGAUGGGAUCUAAUCAGUCUAUCACUCACGGCAAGUGAUUUCAUUCUAGAAGUGCACCUAGGGUGGGUUCAUGACAGCCUUGCGCAAUAUUUCGAGUGGGAGCCAUCGUGGCAUAUCCUGCUUGAUGGAAAAAUCAACUUGUUGAACCUCACUACACCGAACUAAGCUAUCGGCACGAUGUCGAACCUCAUAUACAAGGUCAAAGAUGCCAUAAUUGGCCAUCACAACAAUGCUAGUGCUAGGAAUCACGGUCCCGGCUUCGACAGAUACAGCCCUGGUGACUACGAACGCAGGACUGACACUUAUGGCUCGGGUGCUGGUGGACACAAUGAUGAUAACUAUGGCUCGGGAAAUACUUGCAAUUAUCGGGCUGGUUCUGGUAGCUAUGAACCCGAAACGGAGAGGCUUGAUAUAUCGGCAACCGGGGGACAUGCGCAGGGCAUGGAUAGUCGAGCUAGGCCAGGCUUCGGCGGAGUAGAAGGGGGCAGCAGCUACAAUAGCCCCGGAGAUGACACCGGCUAUUAUGCGUACAGUUCUACGAACAAGCUGGACUCUGGCAAGAUGGGGUCUUAUAUGAUGGGGCCCGGCAAUGUGCGCUUUGCUGGAACACAACGGAACCUAUGGUAGGGGCAUGUGCAAGUUAUCAAUGAUCUCACGCAAAAGUACGGGUUACUUUUGCUCAGUGCCGUUGUAAAAUGAUUGGCAUUGGGAUAAAUAGAAUGCAGAAGUGAAUGAGUUCUCGUUGCGGUUGCGUAGGCUCUGUUUCCGCCAUGUGGGAGGAAGACGUAAUGACCCCAGGCAGAAAUGGUAGGAAUCAGGCCAUUCACCUAGAUUGGAAGGCGCGACACACCGUUUGCUG